CUGAGAAAAUUGACCCAGAGGGACUAGAUCAAGGGAGGGGGAAAAUGGAGGUGGGCUGCCAGGCCGGGAAGGGGGCUGGGAAAGCAAAUUAUAGGCCAGGUCCAAGCUUUUUCCUCGGGAGGUGGGGGUGCGUGUCCAUAUAAGGCGAACCUGCGACCCCCGCUCUUGCGGGGCGCGGGCAGGGGCUCCGCAUCCCUAGGACCGCACCCAUGGAUGCGAACGUUGCUUUCUCAGGCUUCCCGGCCCUGCCCUCGGUCUCGCCGUCGGGGCCGCAGCCGUCGCCGAUGGCAGGAGCCGAACCGGGGCGCGAGCCCGAGGAGGUGGCAGGCGGCGGGGACGCGGAGCCCACAGAAGCUCCGGGCCCAGGGAGGCGGCGGCGGCGGCCGCUGCAGCGCGGGAAGCCGCCCUACUCGUACAUCGCCCUCAUCGCCAUGGCCCUGGCGCACGCCCCGGGUCGCCGCCUCACGCUGGCCGCCAUCUACCGCUUCAUCACCGAGCGCUUCGCCUUCUACCGCGACAGCCCGCGCAAGUGGCAGAACAGCAUCCGCCACAACCUCACCCUCAACGACUGCUUCGUCAAGGUGCCGCGCGAGCCGGGCAACCCGGGCAAGGGCAACUACUGGACGCUCGACCCCGCGGCCGCCGACAUGUUCGACAACGGCAGCUUCCUGCGGCGCCGCAAGCGCUUCAAGCGCUCCGAGCUGCCCGCGCCGCCGCCGCCGCCCUUCCCCUACGCGCCCUUCCCGCCCGCGCCCGCGCCCGCGCCGCCCGCGCGCCUCUUCCGCCUGGACGGCCUGCUGGCUCUGCAGCCGGAGCCUGCGGGGCCCGGGGCGCCCGAGCCGCCCUGCUGCGCCGCGCCCGACGCCGCCUUCCCGCCCUGCGCCGCCGCCGCCGCCUCGCCGCCGCUCUACUCGCCCGCCCCCGAGCGCCUGGCGCUGCCCCCGCCGCUGCCCGCCGAACCCCUCCUGGCCUUGGCGGGUCCCGCCGGCGCCCUCGGGCCGCUCAGCCCCGGGGAAGCCUACCUGAGACAGCCGGGCUUCGCGCCGGGCCUGGAGCGCUACCUGUGAGCGUCCGUCCGGGCGCUGCGGGAGCCCCUGGACGAGCCGCCGCCGGCGCCGGGGCGGAGCGAGCAGGUCUCCGGGGCCAGCGCGCAGCGCGGCGGGACGGCCGCCGCCGAGUGCCCCCCUAGCCUUGCCUCGGGCUCAGCCCUGCCCUCCUCCAUCCCCGGGGAAGGCUCUGACCGUCUCACCACCGGACUGAAGCGCCCUCUCCGACUUGAGGCCUCCAUUCCUCCCUCUGCUUGUGCACCCCACCUCACAGUGCCAAGUCUCCUGCUGGACCGUCACCAGUGGGGGCUCGAGCCCCAAGAGCCCUAGCGAGUUCCAGUCUGUGGAAGCUUUGGUUCCAAGCCGCCUCUUCCUCCUCUGAGGUUUGGCUAACCCGCCAGAGGUCAGAC
Messenger RNA from Meriones unguiculatus (Mongolian gerbil), 1456 nucleotides. It is a transcript of the gene Foxe3, whose product is annotated as forkhead box E3. The transcript has a single exon. The coding region runs from base 210 to 1067 and encodes 285 amino acids. Gene Ontology annotation, biological process: anatomical structure morphogenesis; cell differentiation; regulation of transcription by RNA polymerase II. The record is from RefSeq and is a predicted model, not a curated record. Lineage: Eukaryota; Metazoa; Chordata; Mammalia; Rodentia; Muridae. Gene Ontology annotation, molecular function: RNA polymerase II cis-regulatory region sequence-specific DNA binding; DNA-binding transcription factor activity, RNA polymerase II-specific.